Molecule: messenger RNA, 1474 nt
Organism: Teleopsis dalmanni
Lineage: Eukaryota; Metazoa; Arthropoda; Insecta; Diptera; Diopsidae
Product: polycomb protein esc-like
Exons: 3
Coding region: 103-1425 (440 amino acids)
Biological process (GO): negative regulation of transcription by RNA polymerase II
Cellular component (GO): ESC/E(Z) complex
Molecular function (GO): protein binding; nucleosome binding
Source: RefSeq, a predicted model, not a curated record
UCUAUUUAUAUGGAGCCAAAGAAGUACACAAUACAUUGAAUAUUGUGGAAAAUUACUUUGCGGCAAAAAACAACAAUAAACUAUUAUAAUUCUGCAAAAAAAAUGGAUGAACCCAAGAAUGAAGAACAAAAAGCUGACGAAGUAGUAGACAAAAAUGAGGGGGCGCAAAAAUCAGCCGCCACCACAUUUGAAAGUGACGAUUCGAAAGACGAAACCGCAAGUGUAAGUACCGCGACUACGACAACAUCACAGAGCAAGUCGCCAAGUGCAUCCAGGACACCGUCUAGAGCUGGCAAAGAGCGAAAAAAGCAUAAGAAAUCGAAAAAUGUGAAGCCACUAUAUAAAUACAAUUGUCAUGUACGUGAUGAUUAUGGACAACCACUAUUCAGUGUACAAUUCAACCCACACUUACCAAGGGAGCAAGCAAUUUUCGCGGUAGUUGGUAAAGACCGAGCCACAAUUUACGAUUGUCCUCUGAAUGGAGAUGGCGGUAUAAAUGUCUUGCAAGUUUACGCCGAUCCAGAUCCUGAUGAGAAUUUUUAUACUUGUGCUUGGUCCUUUGAUGAUGAGACAAUGUGUCCUUUACUCGCAGUUGCCGGUUAUCGUGGAGUUAUUCGCAUUUUGGAUUUAGGUAAAAUUUCAUGUAGAAAACAUUUCAUCGGACAUGGCCAUGCUAUCAAUGAACUUAAAUUUCAUCCUAAAAAACCACAAAUACUACUAUCUGGAAGUAAAGAUCAUUCUUUGCGUUUGUGGAAUAUAAAAACUGAUGUUUGUGUAGCCAUAUUUGGCGGUGUUGAAGGACAUCGUGAUGAGGUGUUAUCAAUUGAUUUUGAUUGCCUUGGUAAGAGCAUAAUGUCAAGUGGUAUGGAUCAUUCAUUGAAAUUAUGGCGUUUGGAUAAAAUUGCGAUCAAUGAAGCUAUUGAAAAAAGUAUCACGUUUAAUAUAAGUAAAAGUGCUUUUCCUUUUCCAACAUUAAAAGAACAUUUUCCUGAUUUCUCUACAAGAGAUAUACAUCGGAAUUAUGUAGAUUGUGUGCAGUGGUUUGGAAAUUUCAUAUUAUCAAAAUCUUGUGAAAAUUGUAUUGUAUGUUGGAAGCCAGGUGAAAUGAACCAAACUGAUAUUAAAGCACAUGAUUCCUCAACAACAAUUAUAUAUCGUUUUGAGUAUAAAGAAUGUGAUAUAUGGUUUGUACGUUUUGCUUUUAAUUUCAAACAAAAAACACUGGCCUUAGGUAAUCAGGUUGGUAUUACUUAUGUAUGGGAAUUGGAUGAAAAUGAUCCAGAUUUGACAAAACGAAGUACACUAGUACAUUCCAAGUGUUCGUCGGCUAUACGACAGACGUCAUUCUCCAGAGACGGAACAGUAUUGAUUUGUGUCUGCGAUGAUGGUACAAUUUGGCGGUGGAAUCGCACUUUCCAUAGCUAGGUAUAUAUUAUGAUAUUUAAACAUUUAUUAUCUAAGAUAUAUAAGUAAU